AUGAAUAUGUUCACAAGAAAGUUUCUGGUGAUCGAGAGGGGUAAUGAUAUUAAAGGUAAAGAACCUUUUUCAUUCUAUGUUAAUAACGAGAGAAUAGAAUUAUCAAAGGACGUCUCAAUUAUGAUUUCCAAACUCGUUCAUGAUGAAUAUUUACGCGACAGUUCAAUAAAAUCAGUGAGAAAAUAUUUGAAUCUAUCAUGCAACAAUACAAUAGACAUCAUUUCGGAAUUUUUCAAAACAGGUGUUCUCAGGUUUGAAAAUGAUCGAGCACACAAUCGGGAUUUAUUCGAAUUUAGCAGCGCAUUCGGUAUCGAAUAUUUGACAAACAUAUUUUGUGAAUAUGUUAAGUCAACAUAUCAAGAAAUCAACGAAGAAAACCUUUAUGAUAUCUUCGAUUAUGCAAGUGUUCAAAACGAUCAAAAUAAGAUUAACGAGUGUAUUUCGUUCUUUGCAUCAAGAAUGUUUAAUCUACAAGAAGAAUAUAAGAUCAAAACUAUCCAAAGAUAUGGAUAUGACUUUUUUGAGAGUGUUUUGAUAUCAGAAUCUCUUAAAAUAUCAAAUGAAGAUUCAUUGAGUGAAUUUGAUAAUUCAUUCUUCUCUAUUCUUGGCUAUGUCAGAGUUGAAUUUUGCAGUAAUGAUUCUAUCAAAUCCAUCAAAAACUUUUCAGUUAAACAUGGUUUAGAAUCUAUCUCAACGGAGGUUUUUGAGCGUGCACUCCUUAAUCGGUCUCAAAUUCCUCACAAUCUUGCACUUUCUAACACAAGCUACAUUAAUAAACCAGAGAUAACUGCGCCAAAACUCCAACUCUCCAACAUAAAUUACUUUAGUAGAGAAACUACCACUAAAUUCGAAAUUUCAAAUAUCAAAGAGCAUGAAAUCAAUGAAAAUACAUAUGAAAACAUGAGAAAAUUCGGAGGACUGAGAAAGACGAAAGAUAAUUUUAAUCAUAUUUAUGAAAUCAUUGAAAAGGCAUCUAAUGAAGGUGAUAUCUCAGCAAUCAAGUAUUCAGUUGAUGAAAAAUAUUCUGAUGUUUGCAAUGAAAAUGGAUAUAAUAUGAUUUGUGAAGCAGCGUGGCGGAAUAAUUUAUGUCUUGUGAAGCAUUUAUUUAAUAAUGGCGCUGAUAUGAGAAGUAGAAAUAUAGCCAAACAAACAAUUUUUCAUUCUCUUUAA
Molecule: messenger RNA, 1170 nt
Organism: Trichomonas vaginalis G3
Lineage: Eukaryota; Parabasalia; Trichomonadida; Trichomonadidae
Product: protein ubiquitination
Exons: 1
Coding region: 1-1170 (389 amino acids)
Biological process (GO): regulation of transcription by RNA polymerase II
Molecular function (GO): transcription factor binding
Source: RefSeq, a predicted model, not a curated record